UUCGAUCAAACUCCCCCCUUCAUCUCCCACACCAAAAUCCCAGAAGCGCGAUCAUGGCGGCGGCGGCGGCGGCGACCAACGGCGGCUUCGACGUGAUCGUGGUGGGCGGCGGCAUCAUGGGCAGCUGCGCGGCGUACGCCGCGGCGUCGUCGUCGGCGUCCCGCUGCGGCGGCGCGCGCGUGCUGCUCCUGGAGAGGUUCGACCUGCUCCACCACCGCGGCUCGUCGCACGGCGAGUCCCGCGGCAUCCGCGCCACGUACCCGCAGGCGCGGUACCCGCCCAUGGUGCGCCUCGCCGCGCGGCUCUGGGGCAACGCCGAGGCCGAGGCGGGCUACCGCGUGCUCACCCCGACGCCGCACCUCGACAUGGGCCCGCGCGCCGACCCGGCCCUCCGCGCCGCCAUCCAGAACGGCGGCGCCGCCGAGGUCGUCGGCGCCUCGGACGAUUCGGCGGCGUCGUGGCUGUGGUCCGCGGUGUUCCGCCUGCCCGAGGGGUGGACGGCGGCGAGCAGCGAGCUCGGCGGCGUCAUCAAGGCCACCAAGGCGGUUGCCAUGUUCCAGUCGCUCGCCGCCAAGAACGGCGCCGUGCUCAGGGACAGGACGGAGGUGAUCGACAUCGCCAAGCAAGGAGAUGGAUCGAUCUUGGUGAAGACGUCGAGCGGGGAGGAGUUCCACGGCGCCAAGUGCAUCAUCACAGUGGGCGCGUGGGCGAGCAAGCUUGUCAAGUCGGUCGCCGGCGUCGACCUGCCAGUGCAGCCGCUGCACACGCUCAUCUGCUACUGGAAGGCCCGCCCCGGCCGCGAGCAUGAGCUCACGCCGGAGUCCGGCUUCCCGACGUUCGCCAGCUACGGUGACACCUGCAUCUACUCCACGCCGUCCAUGGAGUUCCCAGGCCUGAUCAAGGUGUGCGCGCACGGCGGUGCGCCGUGCGACCCGGAUAGGCGGGACUGGUGCGCUGGCGGCGACGCCCUGGCGGACCCGGUGGCGCGGUGGAUCGACGAGCUCAUGCCCGGCCACGUCGACACCGCCGGUGGGCCGGUCAUCCGGCAGUCGUGCAUGUACUCCAUGACCCCUGAUGAGGAUUUCAUCAUCGACUUCGUUGGUGGGGAGUUUGGAAAGGAUGUGGUUGUCGGCGCCGGGUUCUCCGGCCAUGGCUUCAAGAUGGGACCUGCAGUCGGGAGGAUCCUCGCCGAGAUGGCCAUGGACGGCGAGGCCAAGACGGCGGCGGAGGCCGGAGUGGAGCUUGGGUAUUUCAGGAUUGGACGUUUCGAGGGUAACCCGGAGGGAAAUCGUGCUGAAAAUAAGGUGAAAAUUUGAGUCCUCGCGUAGGCAUGGCCACCUGUAAGAGCUAGAUCUGUAAGGUGAUGUCGGUGUGCGAUUGUGAGAUGUUUGCUAGUACUGUAAUAUGUCAAACAUUGCAUUUCUGAACUUAUACUCCCUCCGUUUCGAAAUGUUUGACACCAUUGACUUUUUA
Oryza sativa Japonica Group (Japanese rice) is the source of this 1473-nucleotide messenger RNA. Its product is annotated as probable sarcosine oxidase. The record is from RefSeq and is a predicted model, not a curated record. Gene Ontology annotation, molecular function: flavin adenine dinucleotide binding; sarcosine oxidase activity. Lineage: Eukaryota; Viridiplantae; Streptophyta; Magnoliopsida; Poales; Poaceae.